This is a messenger RNA of Brettanomyces bruxellensis, 513 nucleotides long. RefSeq lists its product as uncharacterized. Gene Ontology annotation, cellular component: mitochondrial intermembrane space; intracellular anatomical structure; riboflavin synthase complex. Gene Ontology annotation, biological process: riboflavin biosynthetic process. Bases 1 to 513 code for a protein of 170 amino acids. The transcript has a single exon. The record is from RefSeq and is a predicted model, not a curated record. Lineage: Eukaryota; Fungi; Ascomycota; Pichiomycetes; Pichiales; Pichiaceae. Gene Ontology annotation, molecular function: 6,7-dimethyl-8-ribityllumazine synthase activity.
AUGGCUAUUUCAGGACGCGCUAAGGAAGACCAAACGUAUGAUGGAUCUGGGGUCAAAGUUGCAAUUAUUCACGCAAGAUGGAACGAGGAAGUGAUCGAUUCGCUUGUUGAGGGGUGCAUUAGGCGCUUAAAAGAGCUUGGCGUCCAUUCAAGUAACAUAACUGUCGAAUCAGUUCCGGGAUCGUACGAAUUACCUGUUGGUGUGGCAAGUUUGGCCCAAGAAAAAGAUGUAGAUGCAAUUGUGGCAAUUGGAUGUCUUGUCAAGGGUGACACGAUGCAUUUUGAGUACAUUAGUGAGGCAGUUUCCAACCAGUUGAUGUCGAUUCAGUUUAAAAUCGGCAAGCCAGUUAUUUUUGGUCUUUUAACAUGCCUUACAUACGACCAGGCCAAGGCCAGAGCCGGUUUGAUUCCGGGACAGGCACACAACCACGGUGUCGACUGGGCUGAGUGUGCUGUUGAGAUGUCUGUGAAGUUUGGUAAUGGUCUGAACAAACUAGCUAGGUCUGGAAACUAG